Messenger RNA from Colletotrichum graminicola M1.001, 4560 nucleotides. RefSeq names its product RhoGEF domain-containing protein. The record is from RefSeq and is a predicted model, not a curated record. Gene Ontology annotation, molecular function: guanyl-nucleotide exchange factor activity. The coding region runs from base 1 to 4560 and encodes 1519 amino acids. Lineage: Eukaryota; Fungi; Ascomycota; Sordariomycetes; Glomerellales; Glomerellaceae. The transcript is spliced from 2 exons.
AUGGUUCGUGUCACGGAGGAGCUGGCUCUACCUGCCGAGCUCCUCACCCUUUACCACGCCACCGACCCCCUCCUUGGACACCUGCCGAUCCUCCUCUUCCAUGGACCCUCCACAACCGCAAACUACACCCUCAACAGCUCCCGCGUCCAGAUCCACAUCUACAGCCCCGCCGGCUUCCAGUGCUUCCCGCGUCUUACCAUACAACCCAACUCUCCCUUCUAUUCUGUCGUCAACCAUCUGCCGCGCGAAUGGCAGGGCGACGAGGUAUACCGCGGUCUCGCUUUCGGCCUCUACAAGUACUUCCAGGAGCUGCCCGAAGUCGUCAAGAACCACCUGAAGAACACAUACCCGACCACCAGAGGGCGUCGCCCGGGUAGCGGUCCGGCUUUGUUCAGCGAGCAACAUGCGGCCGACCUCGCCAAGGAUAUGGUCAAGAGCGAGAACGCCGCCGAGGUUCUCGAGACACUACGGACCGCCCUCCAGACCCAGCACCUGAGCAACGUUGACAUCGACUUUGUCCUGCCGCCCGGUUCCAUCGUACCGCUGCAAACCGAGGACCUGGAGGAGGUGCCUGACGAUGAGGACGAUUUUCUUGAUCCGACGCUGCGCCAGUACGGGGGAUACAUGCCGCUGGUGAAGGCGCUGGGAGAGCCCGUAUUCUUGCCGACAUCGAAGUUACGGAGGGCGCCCUCGAAGCCGACAUCGCUGAACCGUAGCAAGUCCUUCUCCAAGGACCAAAAGGUGGAUCUGAGGAUGAAGCUUGGAGAGCUGGUCGAUACCGAAGAGAGAUAUGUGUUAAAGCUGAAUGAGCUGGUGAAGCACAUCGCCGACGACUUUAGACAAUCUGCCAAGCAACGCGACCCGAGCAGUCUGAGCCCUUCCGAGGAGGAGCUCGAGAAGCUGUUUCCUAGGUCCGCGGAUAAAAUACUGCAGGUCAACUCUGCUUUCGUGCAGGAGCUCCGUCAGAUCAUGGACGAGACCGAGGAGGAAGCUGUCAAGGACAUGCAAGUGACGACGAUUGCGCUUACAGGAUCGAGAAUGGGGUCGCCGUCCAAGUCCAAGGACCCCAGCGGCUCAUUGGCAAUCGCGAGGGUCUUUCUCGAGUGGUUCCCUAAGUUCACGGACUGCUACCAGGACUACAUCCGCGCGAGCCAGCACUUCCCCACGCUUCUCAACUCGUGUCUGGGUCAGCAGUCGAGCUUCCGCCAACGGGUCCUCCAGACCGGCGAGCAGACUGUUCGCUCUAUCCUCAUCGAGCCUGUCCAACGCCUUCCUCGUUACAGUCUGCUUAUCGACCAAAUCGUCAGCUGUCUCCCCAUGACACACCCGGCGCUGCAGCCCAUGCUCAAAGCGCGCGACAUCAUUACCAAUAUCUGCUCAAUGGACGAGCCCAUCCCCGAUAAGCCACAAGUGACGAGUCGCUUGCGAAACAUGGUCGAAAGUUGGCCUCUCGACCUCGAGCCCCAAGGGCGGCUCAUCCACGCGGUCGACUUCGUCGAGCUUCCUGCGCCCUACCGCCUACUCGACCCACCGGAGAUGGCGGAGCGUGCAGGAAUCUUCCUUCUGUUCUCCGACUGUGUUGUCGUUGUGAAGAAGCUGGGCCCCAAGCCAAUGAGCGGUAAGGAUCUUCUGCGCGAAAUCGACAAGCCCUCGGCAGCUGGGCUUCUUCUCUCAAUGACAAACGCUGCUGGUGGACAUCCUUCUUACGAGCUCGCAUUUACCGGCUGGCAUGGCCUUGCCGAUGUACGUUUCACCGAGUCAGCGGACGGCAAGCUCAUCUGGAUGACUUCGACACAAGAGAUGAAGGGAGCCCAUGCUGGAGAGUGGGUCACAGGCACCGCCGUUACGUCGCGGUGUUUCCUGCUCGACGAGACUUUCACGCGGACAUCGAAGUGGUCGGAAGACAUCGCCAAGGCCCGCGUUGAGGGUCGUUUUCCCGAAAAGGAGCGGGAGGACCCUUCUUGGACCCUGCGUUCCAUUCGGAUGCCGGACAGCAACCUCGGUAUAUUUGCCGCCGUCUUUCAAGAGGGCGUUGACCAGCUGAUUGAUGGCCGAAAGGAGCCCGCGCCGAUUCGCAUUGUCAUCGAUCAUGACAAGGGCACCAAGGGGGCACCGAUAGGCCAUUACGGAGUGGAAAUUACUGUCAACGUCAAGUGUGGCGACCUCAAAAAGAUCAGCAUGGUGACUGCCGGCUUGAACGGGAAACAAUUCUCGGACGAUGUGGCGUUGGAUGACUUUUUGCCCACGCUCACUCGAAGAAUCAUCCAGCUACUUGGCAUUCAAUUCAGCGUGUCCAACAUGCGACUGGCGCCCGCGCUGGUUUCUUACUACACAAAGGUCCUUAAGGGUCUCCCUCUCAUGACCAGGGCAGAAAAGACGAGAUCCUUCCUUGCUUCGUCGCCGGUCAAAGGGCUCUUCUCCAGCAUCUGGGGCGGCUCCACCCACACGGAAGGACAAAACUCGCCCAAGUAUAGCCGGGUGCCAGUAACCAACGUCUUCCCGCCACCGGUGUCACGAGCAAAUAGCGAGGCGGGCUCUCUUUACGGUUCUGCCAAAGGCAGAGACGCUAUCAAGAUGGGCGGCGACGACCGUCCCGAGAACCCGCUUGUGCGGUUAGAGCAGACCUUUACCGGAUACGUCGCCAGCCUGCAGGCUCGGAAGGGGAGUAUCGUUGGGAGGAUGCUGCUAAAUAGGUCCGCGGCCGAUGAGCUUCUGGUCAAUGAUCUCUACAACCGGUUGAUCGAGAGUCCCUUUGACCUCGACGCUUCCUCCGAGCUGGGCGCUGAUGUGAUUUUUGUCGCGUUCGAGAAGUUCAUCCGCAUCGCCUGGGGUGAGCAGAUGGGCCCGAUCAUGACGAAGCAGACGUUGGAUACGUUGCUCGAGCGGAUGAACCGACAAGUCCCUGGCAACUUUGCCGAUUUCGUCAAUUUCAUCUUCAAAGAAAUGGCGCCGCAGAACCAGAGGGCAUUUACGGCUUUGAUCAAGCUGCUCGCCGAUCUGCUCGACGGCUGCGGCAACGACGGUGAUAGAGGUAUCCUGACUGUGUCGUUCGCGGAACUCCUGGUCUCGGACGGCACGGCGCAGAAUUACAUCAACCUCCUGGACCGCCUAGUGGAUGACUGCGACAGGAUCUUCGACGAUGCCGGGUUUGGUGUCAAUCUCACCGUUCAACAAGCGUUCGAGUCCAUGAAUUCUCGCAGUGGAAAGUCGCACUCAGGCUCGCUGACAUCAAAUACGUCUUCCAUUCGGCGCAAAUUUGGCUUCGAUUCUCUGCUACGACAGAACAGCAAGAACGACCCGGAGCGUUCCUCUGUCUGGCGCACGCUGAGCAAGCACGGUCGCCACCCCGCCUCUGCAGAUGCCGCCUCGAGCUCUAGUUUGUCCAAGAUGACAUCAUCACGGGCAAAGUCCAUUGACUCUGGAACUCAGUCCGGACCGAACAAGCUGAGGAGGCCUGGUUCUCGAGAUAGGCCGCCCAUCGCAGGCGCAUUCGACGAGGAUCCAAGACCGACCAGCUCCCACCGACUCGACAUGCGCCUUGAGACCAUCGGCGAGCCUGACGUCGAGGCCACGCCGGCCAAGUCUUCCAAGAAGAAGCGGCGAAGCUCGCUCUCUGAUCUGAGAAGCCUUAUGGAGGCAGCUACUAUCAUCGACCCUCGGGAUAAGAUCGAAGAAGCGUUGAUGCCCUUACGGAUCAACAAGCAGACGUCAGAGAAGUUCAACUCGACGCCGCGGGUCGUGUCACCAUCUAGGAUACCGAUAAGUCCGACAUCCCACAGCCUGCGGUCUCCUCGUAUGGUGUCCCCUCGCCACAAGGAGAAGACGAGUCUGCCAGAAAUGUUUUCACCGCCCACGCCCUCUGACCGCGAGAACGUGCCGAGUCGCACGCCCAAGGGACAUGCUAGAGGCUUGUCGACCUCCAACAUUCCGACUCUGAGACCCGCUCGCCCGGUGGGCACUCAAUCGUCCGACGCUAUUCCACGGCCAUCUACGAGCCCCGGCAAACCCCCAGGUAGCGGAAAGCUCCGGCUCCAGUCGCCACAGAAGCUACGGGAACGGCUACAGACGGAGAAGAAGGCGGUUGAGGACGUCGACGCAUCACUGCAAUCGGAGCUCUCCAAGAUUGCCGAGGAAAUGUCGAGAGUCAACUCGGGUCUGGGCACACAUACGAACACGGUGGAUCUACGCAAGCUCACGGCGUCGGUCAAGUCGCUCGAGGAGCGGAUCCCGAGCAUGAUGGCGGAGCUGACGGAUCGUCAGUCCAUGAUCCAGCGCGACAUGGAAAGCACGCUCAAGGCGUCGGAAACCAAGGUCAAGAGCAUCGACCAGCUGUACAGGGAGUCGACGGCGGAGAACGAGCUCAUGUACGAGAAGUUCAACAGCGAGCUCGGCAAGAUCGUCAAGGCGCUAAAGGGCAAGGGCAGAGAGGACAAGGAGGAGCUCAUCCGAAGCCUGCGCGAACACAGCGAGGAGACAGCGCGGGUCAAGAAGGAGAAUGCGCGGUUGAAGAGAGAGAUCGUCAGUCUGCGGACGAUGAUGAAGGGUGGUGCCGACGCAUAA